AUGGCAGAAUGUAAACCCUUGACUACUCCAGCUGCUGUCACACAAUCCGCCACGCCGUCGACGGAUGAGUUCGAAAAUCCUACACAGUACCGUCGACUAGUAGGGGCUCUACAGUAUCUGACUAUCACCCAACCGGACCUAGCUUACGCGGUCAAUAGGCUGUGUCAGUUCAUGCACACGCCAACGGAUGAACAUUGGGGCUUGCUUAAGAGAGUUCUACGCUACGUCAAGGGGACACAAGAGUACGGCCUACGUCUCACACCGUCAUCUAGCACCGACAUACAUGCUUAUUCAGAUUCAGACUGGGCCGAGUGCCCGGUCGACAGGAAGUCAACCAGUGGCUAUGCAGUCUAUCUUGGUACUAAUUUGGUAUCAUGGUUGUCACGGAAGCAGCGCACCGUGGCACGGUCAUCGACAGAGGCAGAGUACAAGGGCCUUGCAGAUGUUUCGGCAGAGGUCACCUAG
Molecule: messenger RNA, 465 nt
Organism: Ipomoea nil (Japanese morning glory)
Lineage: Eukaryota; Viridiplantae; Streptophyta; Magnoliopsida; Solanales; Convolvulaceae
Exons: 1
Coding region: 1-465 (154 amino acids)
Source: RefSeq, a predicted model, not a curated record